CUAGUCCCUUCAACUUUAAACGGCGAAGACUUGGACGAAAUAACGGGAUUUUAUUGCACUUGUUAUUAUUUUUGAAAUGUACAGUAGUAAAAGACAACUGGAUUGCGAAGUAGAUCGCUUAAGGAGGGGCAUUUAGGAGGGAGUGUGCCUACAGAACUAGUGUAGUUUGUAUAUGCUAGCCCGUUAAUAGUUUGCUGGCUAUUUGUUUUGGAGCGCUAGACACUACAGAGUCAUUUGUUGAACUAUGGCGCUCAAGGCGAGGGCUUUAUACGACUUCAAUUCCGAAAACACAGGGGAGAUAUCAUUAAAGGAACAUGAAAUAGUGAGUUUGUACAGCGAACAGGACAUUGAAGGAUGGCUAGAAGGGUCCAACGGCAAAGGCGAGAGAGGUCUCUUCCCCGCGUCCUACGUCGAGAUACUGAAUAACGAGACCGCGUCCACGUUUAACAACAGCACAUCAGAGGAUACUUACCCGGGAUCCCGAUACGACAAUAUUCCAACCGGAGAUUUCGGGGACACCUCAAAUAAAACAUUAAAUCAAAUUGAAAACUUGUCCAAAUCAUCAACAUCGUCUGGGUUGACAGCGUCCUCACCGCCUGCCCCAGCGCAGCAGCAGCGCGGUUACCAAGCCAGCCAGGGCAGCGAUGAAGACUGGGAUGAUGACUGGGAUGACACCUCGACGGUGGCUGACGAGCCCGGGGUUGUUGGGGGAAGUCACCAGGGGGACUUUGAUGGCAACGGAUCGUCUACAUACAGCGUGUCAACAUCGUCUAUGUCCAGAAGUGGCAACGUUCAACCAGCCAAGAGCUCUGCCACGGUCAGUAGAAACCUCAAUAGGUUUUCAACAUUUGUGAAAUCAGGAGGGGAAGCGUUCGUGUUAGGUGAGGCAGCUGGGUUUGUGAAAGAUGGGGAUAAGAUAUGUGUUGUAACGGGACAAUACGGUCCAGAAUGGCAGGAAAACCCGUACCCCUUCGCCUGUACCAUCGACGACCCCACCAAGCAGACCAAGUUUAAAGGGAUGAAGAGUUACAUUGCCUACAAGCUGACGCCCACCCACACACAGAUCCAGGUAAACAGGAGGUAUAAACACUUUGACUGGCUCUAUGCCCGGCUGGUGGAGAAGUUCCCUGUCAUCUCGGUGCCCCACAUCCCGGAGAAACAGGCCACGGGGCGGUUUGAAGACGACUUCAUCUCUAAAAGGAGGAAAGGGUUGAUAUGGUGGAUGAAUCACAUGACUAGUCACCCGGUCCUGUCCAAAUGUGACGUUUUCCAGCACUUCCUCACUUGCAACAGCAUGGACCAGAAGUCAUGGAAGCAGGGGAAGAGGAAGGCAGAGAAGGACGAGAUGGUGGGGGCCAACUUCUUCCUCACUAUCUCCACCCCCUCCGGACCCCCCCUGGACCUAGUCGAAGUCGAGUCCAAGAUCGACGGCUUCAAAGCGUUCACUAAGAAAAUGGACGACAGCGUGGUCCAAGUCAACGCCACCACCAACGAAUUCGCCCGGAAACAGAUCACAGGGUUUAAGAAGGAGUACCAGAAAGUGGGCCAGGCGUUUAAAGUCCUGGGGCAGGCGUUUGAGCUGGACCAGCAGGCAUACUCGGUAGGGUUGAACCAGGCCAUAGCGUAUACAGGAGAAGCAUACGAUGCUAUUGGAGGCUACUUUGCAGAGCAGCCAAGACAUGAUGUGGACCCUUUAAUGGAUUUGUUACAGCUGUACCAGGGACAUCUGGCCAACUACCCUGACAUCAUCCACGUACAGAAAGGAGCACUUACCAAGGUGAAGGAGUCCCAGAAGCACGUUGAGGAAGGCAAGAUGGACGCUCCCCAGGCGGACGGCGUCAACGAGCGCUGUGACAUCAUCUCCUUCGCCACGCUGGCAGAGAUCCAGCACUUCCACCAGGUCAGGGUGAGGGACUUCAAGGCCCAGAUGCAGCGGUAUCUAACCGAGCAGAUUGGCUUCUUCCAGAAGAUCACAGGCAAGCUGGAGGAGGCCCUGCAGAAGUACGACACCGCUUAGUGCAGAGAGGGGUUUGGAGGGACACCCCUGAUUGGUCUAGAUCUGAUCGGCCACUUUCUGAUUGGUCCAGAUCUCAGAUCCGACCCUCCUAUUAGGUCUAGAUUGGUCCAGAUCUGACUUUUUGACCUUGCUUAUCCAGCCAAUCAACCGCCUGACAGCAAUACAAUCCACUGUGAGAAAAAGACAGAGAAACCUGGAUAGCAUCAAACAUGAGAUUGAUUAGCUGUCAUUAGCAAAGGGUGGCUACUUUGAAGGAUCUCAAAUAUAAAUUAUAUUUUGAUUUGUUUAACACUUUUUUGGUUACUACAUGAUUCCAUAUGU
Molecule: messenger RNA, 2338 nt
Organism: Salvelinus namaycush (lake trout)
Lineage: Eukaryota; Metazoa; Chordata; Actinopteri; Salmoniformes; Salmonidae
Product: sorting nexin-18-like
Exons: 3
Coding region: 245-2017 (590 amino acids)
Biological process (GO): endosomal transport; mitotic cell cycle; protein transport
Cellular component (GO): plasma membrane; cytoplasmic vesicle
Molecular function (GO): protein binding; phosphatidylinositol binding
Source: RefSeq, a predicted model, not a curated record